Molecule: messenger RNA, 2071 nt
Organism: Striga asiatica
Lineage: Eukaryota; Viridiplantae; Streptophyta; Magnoliopsida; Lamiales; Orobanchaceae
Source: the annotation of a GenBank genome assembly
GGAGUUGCUAUUUUUCUUUCAACAAAACAAGAGGACCGAUUUCAGCUCAAUGACAAACUCGAAGUAGCAAUUUUCAGCAGAAGAAAAGGGGGAAAAAAAAAAAAAAACCCUAAACCCCGACGAGUUACUUCGGUCAUCUUCCCCACCAUCAGUCAAAGAUCGAGCAAUGGCACGGAGGAAGCCGAUGAUAGCCCGAAGCUCGCCGGCUAAAGAGCGGAAGCCAGAGAAAAAGCCGAGCAAUGCCGAACGGUCGGCUUACUUCGCCCGCAGAGAAGCCGCCAAGGUGCUACGCAGCACGCUCCUGGGCGAUGCUCGACGCCGAGCCGUUGGCUCAAUCAAGUCGCUCGUCUACAGCCCCUCCGUCCGGAAUAAAAAGGCUACCUUUGCCCUGGUUUGCCAAACACUCAAGCAUCUAUCGGUUAUUAAGGAUGUUUUGGAGGAGGCAAAUGUUCUAAGUGGCAAGUGGAAGAAGCAGAUGGAAUUAAUGUGUAUCAUCACGUAUGAUCUACUAUUUGGCCAGGAAGCUUCAUUAACUGGUGAUGCUGAAAAGUAUCUUAUGCUAAAGGAAAAUGCAUUGCGAUCAGCUCUAUCGCGAAUUUUAGGUCGCAAGGGAGUGAAAAAUGUCGGAGACUUGGUCGCUCAUAAUAAAUUUUCUGAAUCACAAAAACCUCGUUACGUUCGUGUAAAUACUCUCAAGAUAGACAUGGAAAAUGCAAUACGUGAACUACAACAGGAAUAUGAGGUCCAUAAGGAUGACAUGGUGCCAGAUUUAUUACUCCUCCCACCAGGUGCUGAUUUACACAAGCAUCCUCUGGUCAUGAAUGGAAGUAUUUUCUUGCAGGGAAAAGCAAGCUCUAUGGCUGCUGUAGCUCUUUCACCUAAACCUGGAUGGGAGGUCAUUGACGCUUGUGCAGCACCUGGAAACAAAACUGUCCACCUUGCUUCUCUCAUGAAAGGAGAGGGAAAAAUUGUAGCUUGUGAGCUCAACAAGGAAAGGGUUAAACGCCUGAAAUAUAAUGUCGAACUUGCUGGGGCCACAAAUGUUGUAGUUAGGCAUGAAGACUUCUUAAAUCUUGAACCCACGGAUCCAUCAUAUUCAAAGGUCCGGGCUAUACUUUUAGAUCCAUCAUGUUCCGGGUCAGGGACAGCCUUUGACAGAUUAGAUCACUUGCUUCCAUCCCAUAAUGCAGAAAACACGGGUCAUGCUGACGAGAUGCGCCUCCAGAAACUUGCUGGCUUUCAGAAGAAGGUUCUAGAACAUGCGUUAUCCUUUCCAGGAGUCGAGAGAAUCGUGUACAGCACGUGCUCGAUUCAUCAAACCGAAAAUGAAGAUGUUGUUAAAUCCGUUUUGGAACUUGCUUCUUCUCGCGGUUUCCAAUUGGAAACGCCUUUUCCCCAGUGGCCUCGCCGAGGUCUCCCAAUUUUUGAUGGGUAUCUAACAGCAGACAAAGAAGGUUUCUUCAUAGCUCUCUUUGUUCGGAAAUGCUGUCCUCAGCCAUCAGACAAUGACCAAGAAAGUGUUGAAAACCCUGCAAAGCUGUGUCGUUGUAGAAAGCAUUUAAACAUUUUUGUGGCCAAAAUGCUUAAAAUAUACCCGCACACGCAUUUCAAGCACCACUCGAGAAAGCGAUAGCAGAGGAUCUACUUUAUUGCGGUGUAAUAACUGCUGUUCCCUGUGUCACUUUUGACAACCAUAGAAGAAUUCAAAAUUGAACCUUUUAUUCUUUUUUCCAAAAUUCAAUAUUUUUGCUUUAAGUCUGGCUUUGAUUAUUAUUUGCAAGAUUAAUUAUGAUUUAUGAGAAGAUUUGUACUUUGUAAUGAGAAGAUGAUAAAAUUGGCAUCUGAUACAAGUAUACAACCAAUAUUAUAUCAUUCAACUCAAGAUAACACAGUGCAGAUAACUCAAACCAACAUCAUUCACCCACUCGACUCCAAACCUUAAAAUCUAACACAAGCACACACACACAAGACAAAAAAAGUAAAACACACACACACACACACACGCACACACACUGGACUCUAGUAGAUGUGCAGAUAGAUAGUAGUACAUAUAAACUUCGAAAAUUCUAGC